AUGACAACAAUUGAAGAAGAUGUAGAUGAUCUUGGCAUUUACAGUUUGGAUCCAGUUUUAGAAAGAUUUAAAGGUCACCUGAAAUACAGAUCUCAGAAAUAUGUGGAACAGAAAAUGUUGAUUGAGAAACAUGAGGGAAGCCUUGAGAACUUCGCACAAGGUCAAAUUUCUAUGCUGAAAUGUUUUAUAAUUUUCAUAUUUGUUACUCGAGUAAAAUACUAAUUUGAGUAGAAACCCAGAAAGAAUGUAUAGCUCUUAAACUCCUUUUUGGGUGACAGUACAUUAUUUAUGUCCCGAAUAAACCUUGGAAAGUAGAAUCGGCUGAUUCUGAUGUUGAUUGACUGAUUUGGAUUGCAACGAUUUCUCGCUGACGUUUCCGUGUAGGGAUAUAAUUAGUGAUUUUUACACAUCGAAAUCAGCCAUGGAACAUUGACCUCGACUAUGGUUAAAUGAGCCAGGGUUUACUGUUUUUAAUCCUCUCUGACUAGUUUAUGCACUGAUUCAGGUUUUAAUAACACCUAGGACUGCUACUUUUUGACAUCUUUAUUCACGGUUGCAUAUUGCCCUUCUUCAUUCUGUCAGUACACCCAAUCAAGACUCAGUCUGACUUAGGUUAAUUCGGAUAAUGUGGAUUGAUUUUUGAAGAUUCUGAUCCUCCAUGGACAUGAGCAUUGACUGAAUCACUAAUGAAAGCUCUUAAUAGAAGUGUUUUUGUAAAGUUUACUUGUUUGGGUUGAGGUGGCCUAGUUGCAGUUAUGCCUAUGUGAAUGAGUCAGUUUGAUUUGAGUCGAUUGUUUUGGUUGUGAACCCCAUGGGAUGCUGACUCAUCGAAUCUCGCUCUAUGUUUAGUCCUCAACUGCAGUACCAGUGAUAAGUUGGUUACUGUUAUGUUGUGCGGUUGAGUUAACCCUAAUACCAACUAUUUAGGCUCCCUGACAGCCUUAUCAGAAAGAUAGUUUGGUUAUAUGGUUUUAGCUAUGUUUUCAAUUUUUGUAUCCAUGUGAAUUAAUGCACCGGCUAAAGGAAAACUGGUACCACUGAAACACCACCGAAUUUUUCACUGAAUGCUUAGAUUCGUUUCUGGAUAGAUCAGUAAGAUACACUGGGAAGAUUGGAAUGAAAAAUUAUUUUACUCUUUCACAAACUAAGUUUGACCGUUUCUGAUGAAGAUAUCUGAAUGAUUUACUAUUCCUUUUAUAGGUUUUUUGAAGUUUGGAUUCAACAGAGAUGACGAUGGCAUUGUGUACCGGGAGUGGGCUCCAGCUGCACAGUCAGUGAGCUUGCUAUAUUUUAGUUUUUUAAUCAAUGUUUUCCUUUAUUUUAAACUUCCGUAGCUGAACCUUGUUUCUGGAGGGAGAGGUGCUGUAUGUUAAAGUUUUCUCCACGAUUGAUUAUAUAAUGUAGUGCAAAAGCACCCACAUUUUACAAGAGAAUAGUACACCACUGGUUUUCGAUAAAGCUGCUUAUUUUUUCUACGCAUCUGCAGAAUUGGUUCUCUUGAUUAGAAACAAGGAAAGAUAGCCCAUUCCCUUUUCAUGGGAGGAAUUAUACUUCAGUCAAUGUUUAAAUGUAUAUCGUGGAAACAUAGAUGGUAUCAUUAAAUUCACAGAUGGAUUUACGUAGGUUUUAAUCAACUGAAAAAGAGGAAGGAUCUUGCGCAUGAUAGAUUUCAUACAGGGCAGAAAGAUGAUCUAAGAAAAUUGAAGACAUAAAAUUUUGGUUCAUGGAUUGUAGUUGGUAGAGUUUGAUCAUUCUCGAUCAAGCUGUUAAGUGAGGUAUCCCUUCUUGUAAUUAUGAAAAAUGGAAAAAGAACAUCUGUCGGAGAUCUGCCAAAAGGAGUUGACUUCAUAAUAUCGUUGACUUGACUGGAUGGAUUUUUAGAAAGGACUAGUUAUAUAUGUAGGCCGCUCUUUUAAAAAUCUUGUUGUUUCAUCCAUUUUCGAUAAAUAUCUAUACAUAUAUCGAUGAAUUUGUAGCAGUGCAGCUGAUGUGAUCUAUUAUAAGGUAGGGUCCCAUUUCAAUUGUGCAUUUUGGGGAAAUGUACGCGCCAAGUAAUACAUAUUUAGGUGUUAUACAUCUAUAGAACUGUAGGUUCAAUCUUUCUGCACAACCUAUGUAACCGUUAACAUGGAAACUUUACAUGUCUCUGCAGGGAAGCACAGAUUAUUGGCGAUUUUAAUGGCUGGGACGGAUCCAAGUAUCAAAUGGAGAAAAAUAAAUUUGGUGUUUGGACAAUCAGGAUCCCAGAUGUUGGAGGAAAGCCAGCCAUUUCCCACAAUUCAAAGGUUAAAUUUCGUUUCAAACAUGGGAAUGGAAUCUGGGUCGAUCGAAUUCCUGCUUGGAUAAGAUAUGCCACUGUGGAUCCCUCAAGAUUUGCAGCACCUUAUGAUGGAGUUUAUUGGGAUCCUCCACCUUCAGAGAGGUCCGGCUACUCUCGUUUUAUUUAUAGAGUGAUUUACUGCGGCAUUUUAUGGUUUCAUCAUCCCGGACGAUGACACUUGUUACUCAACUGGUUUAUCUUUCUUAUGCAGGUACGAGUUUAAGUACGCACGUCCUGAAAAACCUAUGGCUCCUCGUAUCUAUGAAGCCCAUGUGGGCAUGAGUGGCUCAGAGCCACAGGUAAGCUCGUAUAGAGAGUUUGCAGACAAUGUCUUGCCUCGGAUACGAGCAAAUGAUUAUAACACGAUACAGCUAAUGGCCAUAAUGGAGCACUCAUACUAUGCAUCCUUUGGGUACCAUGUCACAAAUUUCUUCGCUGUUAGCAGCAGAUCAGGAACGCCAGAGGAUCUCAAGUAUUUGAUUGACAAGGCUCAUAGUCUAGGGCUGCGAGUCCUGAUGGAUGUGGUCCACAGCCAUGCAAGCAAUAAUGUCACAGAUGGGCUUAAUGGGUAUGAUGUCGGCCAAGGUUCCCAAGAUUCCUACUUCCACUCUGGGGACAGGGGUUACCAUAAACUCUGGGACAGCAGAUUGUUCAACUAUGCCAACUGGGAAGUUCUGCGUUUUCUCUUAUCCAACUUGAGAUGGUGGUUGGAAGAAUUCAGGUUUGAUGGUUUCCGGUUUGAUGGAGUGACUUCAAUGCUGUACCAUCACCAUGGAAUCGACAUGGGCUUCACCGGAAAUUACAAUGAAUAUUUCAGUGAGGCAACUGAUGUAGACGCUGUCGUUUACAUGAUGUUGGCAAAUUGCCUCGUUCAUAACCUCUUGCCGGAUGCAACUGUCAUUGCUGAAGAUGUUUCUGGUAUGCCUACGCUGUGUCGGCCCAUCUCGGAAGGUGGAGUGGGUUUUGACUACCGUUUGGCCAUGGCCAUACCAGACAAGUGGAUUAACUACUUGAAGAACAAAACAGAUGAUCGGUGGUCAAUGAAAGAUAUCGUUUCGUGCCUGACAAACAGGAGGUAUACCGAAAAGUGUGUAUCAUAUGCCGAAAGUCACGAUCAGGUAAUCAGUUCUGCGGGCAGAAUCCUCAUUCAUUAUUUUUCCGUCAUUUAGUUUCUGAUUGCACCGGCUGUGAAGCUUAUAAUCAGACGUUGAAAAACUGGAAGUUCUCCUAUGAAAAAAACUAAGGAGAAACGCCAUGAUUCCGAAUUCAAGGAGAAAUGUGAACUGUAAUGGGAUGAUUAACUUUUUUUUUAUCGCUUCUUUUCAGCUAGUUUUUCUGACCAUCAUCCGUUGACCGUUUCCUCCAGGCCAUUGUUGGAGACAAAACCAUUACAUUUUUAUUAAUGGACCAGGAGAUGUAUACUGGCAUGUCCGAUCUAAAGCCUCCGUCCCCUGUCGUUGAGCGCGGGAUCGCACUCCACAAGGUGAACGACUGUUUGCUCGUCAUGCACAUUUCUGAUUCCACAGUUGUAUUGGCGUCAUUGUUAUUUUUCUUGGAUACUUACUAUCUUUAGUACACGGAAAACCCUUUUGAGCAUCCAUCUUCUCACGCUGGGUAUGAGUCUGCAGAUGAUCCACUUUAUUACAAUGGCGCUGGGAGGCGAAGGCUAUCUCAAUUUCAUGGGAAACGAGGUGUGCUACUCCUUCUCUCCCUAGCCAAACUCUCUUCCCCUCGACAAGUUAUCCCUUGGAUCCGAUGUUUCCUGACUAUGGAGCCCCUCCCUUUGUCGUAGUUCGGCCAUCCCGAGUGGAUUGACUUCCCGAGAGAAGGUAAUGGCUGGAGUUAUGACAAGUGUCGCCGUCAGUGGAACCUCGUUGAUACAAGUCAUCUGAGAUACAAGGUCAACCAUACAUCCCCCCUUGAUCCGUGCCCUCAUCAACCCCCACCUCAUGCUAUAUUUAAUGUACUUUAUCAUGUCUGCCAAUGUUUAUGCCCUCGCUUAUGUUGGUUGUGAGGCAUAUCCUAUCUCUUUUAGUAAUUCCUUUUCUUUUUUUUUAUCCUGUUCUUUGAAAUCCACGCAGUACAUGAAUGCUUUUGAUCGAGCCAUGAAUGCGUUGGACGAGAAGUUCCUGUUCCUCGCAUCGACAAAGCAGAUUGUGAGCAGCGCUGACGAGGAGGACAAGGUCCGGUGGAGUUGACCUUUUGGGCGCUGUUAUCAGUCAAACCCUGCGAGUCCUGAUCUCUUGCCGUUCUUGCAGGUCAUCGUCUUCGAGCGCGGGGAUUUAGUUUUCGUGUUCAAUUUCCAUCCAGAGAACACCUACCAGGGGUAAGUAACCACCGUCUUCUCUCCCCUCCAGUUGACCCUUUCGAUAUGGUUGACCCUUCUUCCUUCUUCUCCCUCCGUACGAUGAAGGUACAAGGUCGGGUGUGACAUUCCUGGGAAGUACAGAGUUGCCCUGGACAGCGACGCACUCGAGUUCGGCGGGCUGGGCAGAGUAGGCGGCGAAAAUCUUAUUUCAUUAUUUUUGCUUUCUUGCAUUCUGAGAAUUCAUUCUGCGUGCUGCAGGUGGGUCACGACGUGGACCACUUCACCUCCCCAGAAGGCAUUCCCGGGGUGCGGGAGACGAACUUCAACGAUCGGCCCAACUCCUUCAGAGUCCUCUCGCCUGCUCGUACCUGCGUGGUGAGGAGAUGAUCUCUAUGAGAGGGGGAAUUGAAUGGGAGGUCGGCCGCAGCACGGCGUGGGUUGACCUCGCCUCCUGGAAUUUCGCAGGUGUACUAUAAGGUCAACGAGGAAUCGGAGGCGGACGACGGGGAGUUGACUGGCGCGGACGAAGACCACGAGAAGGCGGGCGUCGAGGACGCGGCGGACGCGACCGGCUUGAACAUCUUGGUGCCCGCCAUUGUGGCCGAGCUGGACGCAGACGAGGAUGAUGAUCCGGAUGAUGAUGAUGAAGACUACGAGAUGGACGGGGGAUGGGAAGACUGA
Molecule: messenger RNA, 5309 nt
Organism: Spirodela intermedia
Lineage: Eukaryota; Viridiplantae; Streptophyta; Magnoliopsida; Alismatales; Araceae
Source: the annotation of a GenBank genome assembly